Molecule: messenger RNA, 1513 nt
Organism: Tetranychus urticae (two-spotted spider mite)
Lineage: Eukaryota; Metazoa; Arthropoda; Arachnida; Trombidiformes; Tetranychidae
Gene: Rad1
Product: Radiation insensitive 1
Biological process (GO): DNA repair; DNA damage checkpoint signaling
Cellular component (GO): checkpoint clamp complex
Source: RefSeq, a predicted model, not a curated record
CCUUUUCACCAUUGACUUUCUCUGUGUUUUCUUAAACUCAUAUGUUUAUCAUUUUACAACCAACUUUCAUUUCUAUUCAGUUCCAAUUUAUUUAAUAAUAUCUUUGGUUAUACAACAAUUAUAGUUUAUUGUUAUUUAUGGAUUGACAUCAAUUGAUCUUGUAAUCAGCCUAGCAAAGGAAAAGUUUUAUUCUCCUGUUGAAACUCAAAAUGGCUAACCGUGGCGAUGAUGUAAGUUUUGAAGCUAUUAUCGAAGAUUGUCGGGUCUUGCUGAAAGCACUACAGUCCAUUUGUUUUGGAGACAGAGCUACAGUAGUCGUUAAUCAACAAGGAAUCAUUUUAAAAGUUGAACAAGCAAAAUGUUGCCAGCUUUCAAUAUUUUUGGAAUGGGCUCUGUUUAAAGAAUCUCCAACCAUUAAGGAUUCAUUUUCAUUUUCGAUCAAUUCUAAAGAGCUAAUUAUGUUCCUAUCCAUUUUUGCUGGUGACAACGAUGAGCCGCUCGAGGAAGGAAGUGAAAAAGGAACAACUCUAAAACUUAAAUACAAAGGUAUGGGCGAUCCAUUCUAUUUGUCAAUUGGUAAAGAAGACAAGUGUAUUACUGAGUGUAAAUUAUACACUUUUGAUCCUCAAGAUUCACUCAAUAUUGAAUUGGAUGAUGCUGACAUAACUAAUAAAGCUAUCCUAGAUGUUCCCUACUAUAAAGAGAUUUGGGCUGAUUUUGAUUCUGCUAGUAAAGAACUCGGAAUUGAAUUCUCCACAAACCCAGAGUGCUUAAGGUUCAUAACUAAAAGUAGCUAUGAAAGAACAGCUAUUGAAUUAUAUCCCAGUUGUAAAGGAGUGACUACUUUGGAAUGCAACGAAAACCAGAUCAACUUCUAUCAGAUGUCAUUUAUUAAACUGAGCCAGAAAAUAUUGAAUCAAGCAAGUAAAUUUAACCUUAGUACAAACAAUGAUGGACUUUUAUCGAUGACAUUUUGUAUACAACUGGAAACCGAACGUGCUGCAUUUGCCAGAUUUUUCUGUGUUGCCAAUCGACCGGACGAUCUUUAAAUUGCAAAACUAUAACAGUGAUUAAAAAAUAAUUGUCAUUGGAAUUUUUCCACGAAUGUUCGUCAAACAGACAAUUCUUUGCUGGAACCUUGAAAUAUCCAGUAUAACAGAUCUGUGCUUUUAACGAAGCAGUAAGUGAUGGCGAAGCUCACAUCUUUAGUAAGUGUACUCAACUGGACAUAUCACAUUCUUGGCAUUAUAAAUUUUAUAAAUUGUUUAUUAUGACUUUUUUGGCAACGAACUAGGAAGGAAGAAUUUGUAUACAACAAUAGACAACAAUGUGGCUCCAGAAACAGAAUAGAUGGUCGCUCUUUUCAAUGCUUUCAAAGCAAGUGAUACACCAUUCUCGUAUAAGGCCGCUUGAGCGUUUUGAAGUCCCUGAAUAUGAUGAAAAUACAAUCAAUUAAACGAAAAUUAUUCAAAUAUUAUGGUGCUUAUAAAAAUUAUAUCUUACCUUUUGAAAA